AAUACAACAACGGAGAAAAACAAGGUCCAGGAAUCUAAUUCAACUUAUUUGAGAGCAAAUAAAAUCGUAAAUAUGAAUCCCAACAUGAAUAUGCACGCCAUGCCACAACAGCAACAACAAAUGGGAGCCGUUGGACAAGGUGGUCCUGUUGGUGUUCCACCCAAUGCCAUGAUGCAGCAAUCGCCACUCAUGCAAUCAUCACCACAACAGCCCCAACAAAUGGUCUCCCAACAGCAGCAGCAGCAACAACAACAACAACAGCAGCAACAAAUGUCCCAAAAUCAAGCUCAGCAGCAACAACAACAACAGCAGCAGCAGCAACAACAAGCCGAGAAAAUUGACAAUAUUUCCAAAGUCAAAAGUUUAUAUAUGCCCAUGCGUGAAUCUCUACUAAUGACCUUCCGUGGUGCGGCAUUCACUUUGCAGCAAAAUAAUAUGGCAGACAAUCUCAAGCGAGACACAAUGGUGAAUUCGGCACGCUUUGAUAAAUACUUGGAGGAAUUCUAUGCAUAUUGUGAUCAAAUUGAAAUGAAUCUCAAAACAGCCAUACAAUGCAUGCAACAAUUCUCUUCGGCACAAAAAUAUCUUCCAGGCGCUGUCACCGCUUUGAGAACUGAACCUUAUUUGCAAGAAAAUCCCUCGGGACCCAUGCCAUAUCCCACAUUCUUGAAUACGGUGCGUGUACAUGUACAAUCUACCAAAGAUUUGCGUGAUACUCUCAUUAGUGCCUCGCAGAAUAUAUCACAAGCCGAUUGAUGAUGAUUUGACAUGGAUUGAGAAAUUCUUUGAGCCAAUAUUUUUAAAAAUAAUAAAGGAAAGAACAAUUCAUGGUUACUUAACGUACAUACAUAAAUAUAUAUAUUUUAUAAGAAAUAAUGAAAAAAAACAAGUUUUUCAGAUGUAGCUUAGACUGUAUAAGAUUUAAAAAAGUAUAUCCUAAAUGUUUUUGUAGUGUUAAGCUUGAGCUCAGUCUUCUUCAGCGGCUUCUUGCUCAGCUAUCUUUUGUAAGCGUACUUUGAAUAAAUUAUCAUCUUUCAAAUGUU
Stomoxys calcitrans (stable fly) is the source of this 1043-nucleotide messenger RNA. It is a transcript of the gene ix, whose product is annotated as mediator of RNA polymerase II transcription subunit 29. Gene Ontology annotation, molecular function: transcription factor binding; transcription coregulator activity. The record is from RefSeq and is a predicted model, not a curated record. The coding region runs from base 73 to 756 and encodes 227 amino acids. Gene Ontology annotation, biological process: regulation of transcription by RNA polymerase II. Gene Ontology annotation, cellular component: mediator complex. The transcript has a single exon. Lineage: Eukaryota; Metazoa; Arthropoda; Insecta; Diptera; Muscidae.